UUGUAGUAAAUUCAAUACUUAGCUUGUUUAAAGGUCAGGUAGUAAACAUCAAGCAGCCAUUUAUUAUACAGUAGGUUGCAUUGAAAGGCAACACAGUAUUCUUCAGUCUUGACCUGUUAAUAAGGAAAUGUGUCAUGUUAGAUGCUUUAAUGAUCAAGGGGCGAUGCAAAAUGGGAGGGGAAGACAUCUGAAAUGGAGAACAUAAAAUCAGAGAGAUCUUGACAGGAAGCAGUUGUUUCCUGAGAGUGAGUCAUGUCGCAAAUCUUUCCAUCAUUAAAUGACAGGACAAGCCUCCACCUAUCCUCCACAUUGCAACUUUUUCUUGAAGGACUUGGCCGCUGUGGUCUUCACCAAAAGACACGUUGCCCAAAGACACAGCACACUUAUGGGCUCCAGCAUAAGAUGUAUAGCAAAGUGGAGGAAAACGCAUCUGCAACCCCCAAAGACUCUGCUUGUUUUAUUCCUGGCCAUCAGCUUUAUCUACAGUUGGUUGCUGGUGGUUAAUAAACAACAACAUCUGAAUGGCAGCAAUGCAUCACUCCCAAAUAAUAUCACCAUCCUGUUAUGGCACUGGCCGUAUGGCACCCGGUACAGCCUUGCAGGUGACGUGUGUCUGAAGGACUACGGCAUCUCUGGAUGUGUGCUAAUGGACAAUCGCACUCUCUAUGGAAGCGCUGAUCUAGUGGUCUUUCAUCACUUUGAGCUGAAGCUGCAUAAACAGCACCUUCCAGUGCAUCUCCGUCGGCCCGCCAAACAGAGGUGGGUAUGGCUUUCUUUAGAAGCACCACAAAACAACGGCAACUUGUCACCAUACAACAACCUUUUCAACCUCACCAUGUCAUAUCACUCUCAUGCUGACGUCACUGUGCCCUAUGGGAAGCGGUUACAGAGAAAGAAACCAGGUCUAGACUUUAUCAUCCCAAAAAACAAGAGUUAUGAAGCCUGUUGGGUGGUUACCAACUACCAAAAAUGGCACAAAAGGAGUGCAGUGUUCCAGGAGCUAAACAAGAACCUCAACGUGCAACUGUAUGGCCUUUCCGCCAAAAAACCUCUACCGAAGGAGGCGCUGCUUCCAACAAUUUCACGCUGUUAUUUCUACCUAGCCUUUGAGAACACACAGUCUCCGCAAUAUAUCACUGAGAAGCUAUGGAGAAACGCUUUCCAGGCUGGGACCGUGCCCGUGGUGCUGGGACCGCCACGCAGAGACUAUGAAGCCGUGGCGCCUCCGAAUUCCUUCAUCCAUGUGGAUGAUUUUAAAUCAAUUAAGGCCCUGGCUGAGUAUUUGAGAGGCCUAACUAAAGAUCCAGAGAAGUAUAAUGCAUAUUUAAACUGGAGGCAAGACUAUAUGGUCAAAUUAUAUACAGACUGGAGAGAACGAUUGUGCAAUAUCUGUCCCAUAUACAGACAACUUCCAACUCAAAAGGUUUAUGAGGAUUUGAGAGCAUGGGCAAAAUGGUAGUUGACAUUUUAAGGGGCCCUUCACACAGAACACGUUUUAGCGU
Sinocyclocheilus grahami is the source of this 1502-nucleotide messenger RNA. It is a transcript of the gene fut7, whose product is annotated as fucosyltransferase 7 (alpha (1,3) fucosyltransferase). The transcript has 2 exons. Lineage: Eukaryota; Metazoa; Chordata; Actinopteri; Cypriniformes; Cyprinidae. Gene Ontology annotation, molecular function: alpha-(1->3)-fucosyltransferase activity. The record is from RefSeq and is a predicted model, not a curated record. Gene Ontology annotation, cellular component: membrane. The coding region runs from base 278 to 1459 and encodes 393 amino acids.